Phytomonas sp. Hart1 is the source of this 1362-nucleotide messenger RNA. Lineage: Eukaryota; Euglenozoa; Kinetoplastea; Trypanosomatida; Trypanosomatidae. The record is from the annotation of a GenBank genome assembly.
AUGUUGGAUAUGUUUGUUCGAACCACAGGGCCUCGCGUCGUUAUCUUCAUUAUGAGUGAUCAAACUGAUGAUACGCUUUGCUAUUCAGUGGGCUCAGCCUACCUAAGCGGGCUGCCCGUGGUGGUAGCCGGCUAUCAGAUGGAAUACAAUGGGUUUCUAUCCAAAUUCGACUUCGCGGAAAGUGCCAUCAAGAAUGCGCAGCUGAAUCCGGACGAUGUUGCCAUUAUAAUGGAUUCCGACACGGUUUUUACAGGUGUAGACAUUCAUCCCUUUAUCGAUCGUUUCAUUGCGCAGUCUGCCGCGACGCCGGAGGAGCUAGACGCACUGGCUGUUAGGCAAGACCAUGCGAUGGCACCGAUCAUACCUAGUGCUGAGACUGGCUGUUGGGCACCGAACAUACUUCAUGAUUGGCCUGAAUGCAUCUCUAGAUUUAGCACAGUCUAUGCAAAAGUGCGAAGAUAUACCACUGCACACCCGGAGCAUAAGCUAGUCUCGUCUUUUGACUUAUCAUCACAUCGGUAUAUCAACUCUGGUGUUGUGAUUGCUCGUGUGUGGGCAUACAACGAGUUAUUACAGAAGACAAAUUAUUUAAUCAAAACACAACCUACAAAAUAUAAACCUAGAAAGGGAUGGGACUGUGAUCAGUCUGUUUUAACAGCGCUGUACCUGGAUCUCUUAGCGUGGGAGGUCGAACAGGACGUUUUCUCGUUGCCAUUGCAUGAGCGCCAGGCGGCACGGUCCACUUACGGUGUACGUGCAGGUUUCAUGGAUUUAGAUUACGCCAAUGAGCUUUCGGCUCCUCGGACGAUAUUUCUAAUGCACCUAACCGUGAUGUACGAUAAAAACUGGGUGAAGCACUUACCACUAGAUGAAAUCGAGCACCCACACUCAGAAAAGAUAAUCGAUUUCAAGGUGGUAGCUCGGUUUGUGAUUGAUCUUUAUAAACGAGCGUACGCUGCACAGGGUGAGGAGAUUUACACGAGGCUUGCCGUACCCAAGUGGGUGGACGGGAAAAGAACCUCUGCGAUGACCUUUAUUAGCCUCACCCCACCUCUUUUGGCAACUGAUCCAAAUCCCAUAGAUGUAAGUAACAACAACGUGCGUCGUACGUUUCCUGUAAUUUAUCAUGCGGCAGGUGUUGAGGCAGGCUACACAAAGGUGGGUAAGUUGGAGCAUGGCGCUGUAGGUGCACAGUGGUUUGUGCCGAUGGUACACAACCCCAGCAUAGAAAGGGAGACCAUGGAAUACCUGGCAUCUAUGCCGUUGCUUCUAUCGACACAUAACUCCAUUAUUCAAGAUUCCUACGAUGCAAAAUGCGGUUUCCCAUUUAGAGGAACUAUUGAAAGGGCACUAAGUGCUUGA